Molecule: messenger RNA, 315 nt
Organism: Capronia epimyces CBS 606.96
Lineage: Eukaryota; Fungi; Ascomycota; Eurotiomycetes; Chaetothyriales; Herpotrichiellaceae
Product: non-histone chromosomal protein 6
Exons: 4
Coding region: 1-315 (104 amino acids)
Source: RefSeq, a predicted model, not a curated record
AUGCCUAAAGCCACCAAAUCUUCCACCAAGACCAAGGGUCGCGGCGCAGAAAAGAAGAAGAAGGACCCCAACGCGCCUAAGCGAGGUCUCUCAGCCUACAUGUUCUUCGCCAACGAUCAACGUGAAACCGUCCGCGAGGAAAACCCAGGCAUCACCUUCGGCCAAGUCGGCAAGGUCCUCGGUGACAAAUGGAAGGCUCUUAAUGAGAAGCAGCGCGAACCAUACGAGAAGCGGGCUCAAGCCGACAAGAAGCGCUAUGAAGAUGAGAAGGCCAAAUACCAAGCUGGCGCUGAUCCCUCCGACGAGGACGACUAA